AUGCCACCAAAGAAAAAGGGCAACAAGAAGGCCCAAGACGACUGGGAAGCAGACUUGGGCGAGACCAUCGGCCCCGCCAACCCCGCCACGGCGGAAACAAACGAGGCCGCUCCUGACGCCGGCGGCGAUGACGACUCUACGGGGGGAGGCGGCCUGAUGGCCAUGCUGCGAAAGAAUAAGGAGAAACGGAAAAAGAAGGGGUUGGCCGAUGACGACGUUGUCCAAGAUGAGGAUCCUGCUCCAGCCGACCCAGCAGCCGAAGCUUUGUCGAACCAGGCACCGCAAGAGGCCGCAUCGGAUGAUGCAUUCGCUUUACCCGAUAAAAAGGGUAAAGGCGGCAAGGGAAAGCCUGCGGGCAAGAAGGAAGACCUUGAAGGCGAAGACGGCACUGAAUCUGGUCGGAUCCUCACCAAGGCUGAAAAGGAAAAGUUGAGAAAAGAGCGAGAGAAGCAGCGUAAGAAGGAACAGGCUGCCAAGAAGAAGACUGCGCCUGCGAAAUCUACCGAACCGACCACGGCAUUGCCUGCUAAGGAUGCUGCUCCUGCACCUGCUGCGGACACUCCAUCUCCUGUUGCUGAGACGGGGGGCAAAAAGAAGAAAUUACCGGCCCAUCUCGCCAUGAUCCAGAAACAGCAGGAGGACUUGCGCAGGCGGCGCGAAGAAGAAGAGCGCCGCUUAGCGGAAGCAAAAGCCAGAGCGGAAGCAGAAGAACGACUUGCAGAAGAGGAAAUCCAGCGAAGAGAAGAAGCCAAGGCUCUGAAGAAACAAAAGGAGAAGGAAAAAAUUGAGCAGCUCAAGAAGGAGGGAAAGUUUCUGACCAAAGCCCAGAAAGAGGAAAAGGCACGUAAUGAGAGAAAGCUACAGCAAAUGUUGGCCGCUGGAAUAAAGGUUGGCCCUCAGGAAUCGACAGACGAACCCAAGAAGAAGAUUGUCUACGACGGCAGGAAAAAGAAGGGUAGAAACGACAAGCUCGACGAAGAUGCUGCUCUAGCAGAGGCUGCUGAGAGGGCUCGCCUUCAAGCCGAGAAGACGUUGAAGGAAGCAGAGGAUAGAGCUGCCCGAGAAAGGGCCGAGGCAGAUGCCAAGGCUGCCGCUGAGAAAGCUGCCGCGGAAAGCGACGUUGAGGAUGACUGGGAAGCGGCAGCCGCAUCAGAUGACGACGUUAAAGACAGCUGGGAUGCUGAUUCAGAUGAAGAAGCAGAGAAGAAAUCCGCAGCUCUCAGCCGUGGCAGAAAUGGGAAAGCAGAAGAGGGAAGCGACGAGGAUGGAUCAGAAUCAGAAUCAGAAUCAGAAUCCGAAUCCGAGGACGAGGAACUAUCGGCUGCGCGACAAGCGGAGAUGCAACGCAAGAAAGAAGCAGCUGACAGGAGGGAGAAGGCUCAUCAAGCCGCCCUGGCUGCCCGCUCAAAGGAUAACCUGAGAUCUCCGAUCUGCUGCAUUCUCGGCCACGUCGACACUGGCAAAACCAAGUUGCUCGACAAGAUCCGGCAGACCAACGUUCAGGAAGGAGAAGCCGGUGGUAUUACGCAGCAAAUUGGUGCCACGUAUUUCCCUGUCGAUGCGAUCAAGCAAAAGACUGCCGUGGUCAACCCGGACAACGAGUUUGAGUUCAAGGUGCCUGGUCUCCUGGUCAUUGACACGCCUGGGCACGAGUCUUUCUCCAACCUGCGUUCCCGUGGCUCAUCCCUCUGCAACAUUGCCAUUCUUGUCGUGGACAUUAUGCACGGCUUGGAGCAGCAGACGUUGGAAUCGAUGCGUCUUCUCAGGGAUCGCAAGACUCCCUUUAUCGUGGCCCUGAACAAGAUUGACAGAUUGUACGGAUGGAAGAAGGUGGACAACAACGGCUUCCGAGAGAGCUUGGACCUGCAGAACAAGGCCGUGCACAACGAGUUCAAGAAGCGAUUGGAGGAGACCAAGCUGGCUUUUGCGGAGCAAGGUUUCAACUCGGAGCUCUUUUACGAGAACAAGUCCAUGUCCAAGUUUGUCUCCCUCGUUCCCACCUCGGCCCACACCGGUGAGGGUAUACCGGACAUGUUGAAGUUGAUCGUGCAGCUUACCCAGGAGCGCAUGGUUGGUUCGUUGAUGUACCUGUCCGAGGUUCAGGCAACGGUGCUCGAAGUCAAGGCCAUCGAAGGCUUCGGAAUGACGAUAGACGUCAUCCUGUCCAACGGCAUCCUCAGAGAAGGCGACCGCAUUGUGCUGUGCGGCACGGAAGGGGCUAUCAAGACGAACAUCAGGGCGCUACUCACACCGGCUCCGCUGCGAGAACUUCGCCUGAAGUCGCAGUACGUGCACAACAAGGAGGUCAAGGCUGCGCUUGGUGUCAAGAUCAGCGCUCCGGGGCUCGAGGGUGCCAUUGCCGGCUCCAGGCUCAUGGUGGUUGGCCCCGACGACGACGAGGAAGACAUCGAGGACGAAAUCGUGGCCGAUUUGGCCAGCUUGCUCAGCCGGGUCGAGAAGACUGGCAGAGGCGUCAGCGUGCAAGCAUCUACCCUCGGGUCUCUGGAGGCGCUGCUGGAUUUCCUCAAGGACUGCAAGAUCCCCGUGGCCAAUGUCGGGAUCGGGCCCGUCUACAAGCGAGACGUGAUGCAAUGCGGCAUCAUGCUGGAAAAGGCUCCCGACUACGCGGUGAUGCUCUGCUUCGACGUCAAGGUCGACAAGGAGGCGCAAGCGUAUGCGGAAGAGCAAGGCAUCAAGAUAUUCACGGCCGACAUCAUCUACCACCUGUUUGAUGACUUUACAAAGCACAUGGACGAGAUGCUGGAAAGGAAGAAGGAAGAGUCCAAGAUGCUGGCAGUUUUCCCCUGCGUGCUGAAGCCCGUUGCCGUGUUUAACAAGACGAGCCCUAUUGUCAUUGGCGUUGAUGUUGUCGAGGGCCAGCUCAAGAUCAACACACCAAUGGCGGCAGUCAAGACCAAUCCCGUGACAAACGUCAAGGAGAUAAUCAGUCUUGGCAGAGUCACCUCAAUCGAGCGAGACCACAAGCAAAUCCCAGUCUGCAAAAAGGGGCAACCUUCUGUGGCCAUCAAGAUUGAAAUGGGUGGCCAUCAGCCCAUGUACGGAAGACAGCUUGAGGAGGCAGACAGCCUGUACAGUUUGAUCUCUCGAGCCAGCAUCAACUGCUUGAAGGAGUUUUACCGCAAGGAUGUGUCCAACGACGAAUGGCAGCUGAUUAUCAAGCUGAAGCCUCUUUUCGACAUCAACUAA
Messenger RNA from Ustilaginoidea virens, 3207 nucleotides. RefSeq lists its product as uncharacterized. Gene Ontology annotation, molecular function: GTP binding; GTPase activity; translation initiation factor activity. The record is from RefSeq and is a predicted model, not a curated record. The transcript has 4 exons. NCBI's taxonomy places the organism in Eukaryota, Fungi, Ascomycota, Sordariomycetes, Hypocreales, Clavicipitaceae. The coding region runs from base 1 to 3207 and encodes 1068 amino acids.